CAAAUCAUCACCCGCAACUACGUGAGUGUCGUCACGUCUACCCAGCUAAUCUCGCACCGAGCGAUAUCUUGUUGAACAUGCAGGAGAGACUCCACUCUCAGCUCGUCGCCCACCUCCCACUCUCCGUGAGAGCCCACGAUGACUGUCGCCAUGAACAUUGAUCUCCUCGGACUUCCGGUGUGCCGGUCUAUAAUGCAACGAGGUGCAUGAGGGGAGAGAAAUGUUAUUGCUUCUUCAUUGCUACGGCGACACUGCCACAUUCAUUGGCUGCCCUUCGCAUUCGUGGCGUUUUUUUGCCAAGCGGGGUUUCGAGCUGAAAGAAUGUCUCAGCUGAACUGCCCCUGACUUCUCUUCUCGAUUUCCGUCGAAGCGCAAGCCCACAUCAGCAUAACUUUCAUCCAGAGAUCAGACCUACGGCAUGUCUGGACGAGGUUUGAUCAUUCUCGACCCUCCCGCGCCGGAGUGGACAAUCCGGCAUGGCCCGCCUACGGUUGACAUUGUCAUGGUCCAUGGCCUAAACGGCAGUCGCACCACAACUUGGACGCAGAAUGGUUGCUUCUGGCCCCAAGAUCUCCUCCCGCUAAAGCUCCCGAUGGUCAGGGUUAUGACGUUCGGCUAUAACGCCGAUCUGGCGCUUAACUACUCGACUAACGGCAUCAGAGAGCAUGCAACCAAGCUGCUCACCAGUCUCAGAGACAAGCGGGAGGAACCAGAUGAGCUCAAUCGACCUUUGAUCUUCAUUUGCCACAGUCUAGGGGGCAUUGUGGUCAAGAAGGCACUGCUGAAUGCCUCGAUAGAUGAAGAGUACUCUGCUAUCUCGCAGAACACCAAGGGCAUCGUCUUUAUGGGCACUCCGCAUCGCGGAUCAAACCUCGCAAACUGGAGCGCCAUGCUUUCCGGCAUUGCAAAGCUCAUGUUCAUGAGCCCUCCAAAGAAGCUCCUUGACGACCUCAAGACCAACAGCAAAGCACUCAGUGACAUUUCCGAGGAUUUUGUGAAGAUUGUCUCGCGAUAUAGCGUGAAGAGCUUCUACGAGGAGAACAAAUCCAAGCGUUUCGUCACUAUUGUCACGAGGGACUCAGCUACCAUGAAUAUUACGCAAGAAGAAGCGCUUCCUAUGGAGGGAGAUCACGAACAGAUCUGUAAAUUCUCGGGCCCUGAAGAUGAGAGGUUCGAAGCUGCUUGGAAAGCUGUCAGGAGGCUUAUUCCGCGAGAAGAGAACCCGCAGCAUUAACAGUAGACCAGCUCAGUCUACUCAACAGUUUGCCUGUUUCGAAUAUAUACGAAUCACUUGAAGAGAUCGAAGACCCCUGCCCCGGAACGACUGAUUGGGUUCUCUCCCA
Trematosphaeria pertusa is the source of this 1343-nucleotide messenger RNA. RefSeq lists its product as uncharacterized. Lineage: Eukaryota; Fungi; Ascomycota; Dothideomycetes; Pleosporales; Trematosphaeriaceae. The transcript is spliced from 7 exons. The record is from RefSeq and is a predicted model, not a curated record. Bases 419 to 1234 code for a protein of 271 amino acids.